Molecule: messenger RNA, 1509 nt
Organism: Gordionus sp. m RMFG-2023
Lineage: Eukaryota; Metazoa; Nematomorpha; Gordioida; Chordodea; Parachordodidae
Product: GPN-loop GTPase 3-like
Exons: 3
Coding region: 316-1440 (374 amino acids)
Molecular function (GO): GTPase activity
Source: RefSeq, a predicted model, not a curated record
UUUAAAUAUAAUUGAUAGGCAAUAAAAUAAAAAUAAAUUUUACCUGUCAAUUCUCAGUUUAAUGUCGAUAACCCAUGCAUAAACAAAAAAUUGAAUUUUUAAAUGGCCAAGGAAAAAAUGACCUUAGUUCUGCUUAGUAGCCUUGCUGGAACUGGACACAAAUAUUAUUUGUUUAGGCCUAAACAAACCGAAAAAUUACAAAAAAUUCUUUUUGAUCCUUAUGUUCAAUCCAACGUUUUAUACCGAGAAACAAAAAAGAUUAAAUCCAAAACCUUUGAGAAGAAAAACUGAACCCGUUAUUUAAUCAAUUAAAAUAUGCCUAAAUUUGGUCAAUUAGUCAUGGGUCCCGCCGGCAGUGGAAAAACAACUUACUGCAAAUCUAUAUCAAAUCACUGCAGAAUUUCACGAAUUGAUCAUCGCCAUAUAAAAUUAGUUAAUUUAGAUCCUGGAUUAGUGGAUUUUGUCGACCUAAAUAAUACUGAUCCUAGCACACAAAGACACGAAGAAAAUUUGACUUAUGACAUUGAUAUUAGAGAUUUAAUAUCCGUACACGAUGUGAUGGAAGAAUAUUCCGAUAACAUAGCACCUGACCAGACAGAUCUCGAUAAAUAUCCAUCGUCCAAUGAGCAUGCCGAUAUUAUUGGUCCUAAUGGUGCAUUGGUAUAUUGUAUGGAAUAUUUAGCGAAAGACAAUUUUUUAUGGCUCGAAGAAAAAUUUUUGGAAAAUUUGAUCGACGGAGAUUAUGUUUUGUUUGACUGCCCAGGUCAAAUUGAAUUAUAUACGCAUAUACCGGUCAUUAAACGUUUAGUAGAUUUUUUGAUAGACCGUGCAGAUUUUAGGAUAUGUGGCGUGUUUUUAGUAGAUUCUGUUCAUUUCUUGGUAGACAUUAACAAAUAUUUUUCGGUUACGUUAACUUCUUUAUCCGUAAUGAUCAAUAUGGAACGUAUAUCAUUCGUGAAUAUUUUUUCUAAAAUGGAUUUAAUGACAUCGAAAUGUACGACCAAAAUAUUGCCACUAAAUAAUGAAAAAAUGAUGGACGGUUCAAAUGAUGACAGUGACACAGAUGAUGAAUGUUUUACGAAUCAAGAUGUUAUUACACAACUGUCAGAGCCUUCAAUCGAGCUGCACGAUCAUUUUAGCGAUUCAUCGCCAAUCACCUUACCACCCAAAUACUUAAAAUUAACUAGGGUUUUGGCUUCAGUGAUCAAUAGUUAUGACCUCAUAAAGUUUCACCCGUUAAAUAUAAAUAAAAAAAAUUCUAUCGAAAAUAUCAUGUAUCAUAUCGACCUUUCACUGCAGUAUGACGAGGAACGCGAACCAAAAGAGAUCAUUUUUACCGGAGCGGAAUCCGAAAUUAACGAUGACAAAUCAUAUGAUCGUUUAGACGAGGAGAAUCAAUUUUCUCACCAAGAAAAUGAAAUGUUUUACGGAAUUGAUUAAUAAUUAUUCAUUCGUAUAUUAUUUUUUUAUUUUGGAGGCAAUUGGAAUUAAAUGUAAAUGAUAUUUGUA